Messenger RNA from Scylla paramamosain (green mud crab), 13660 nucleotides. RefSeq lists its product as uncharacterized. NCBI's taxonomy places the organism in Eukaryota, Metazoa, Arthropoda, Malacostraca, Decapoda, Portunidae. Bases 241 to 10473 code for a protein of 3410 amino acids. The record is from RefSeq and is a predicted model, not a curated record. The transcript is spliced from 18 exons. Gene Ontology annotation, cellular component: cytoplasm. Gene Ontology annotation, molecular function: biotin--[biotin carboxyl-carrier protein] ligase activity. Gene Ontology annotation, biological process: protein modification process.
CAGGGGGUCGAUCAGACGGAGGGCGGCAGUGAUCAGCUGAGCGGCCCGGGACUGCCACCGCCACCACCAGGGCCGCUGCUGCCACUCCUUGGCCGCCACAGUCGCAACACUACUAACUGGGACCAUGACACACCUGGGAAGCGACCGUGACCCAGUUCUCUUGUGAUGCUGAGGGGACAUGAGGAAGUGAGGCAGUUGUUAUAGGGAGACAGAAGGGUCACCACAACCACCUCCACCAUCAUGUUGUCCAUGUGUGGCUUGCUAUGCUCGGUGCUCCGAGGAUGGCGCCACAACCAGGCUGUGAUGCUUAUGGCCCGUGCCCUCUCCCAGACCAAUGCCUCCUUACUUGUGCAGGAUCUGUCCCCUGGCCCAGGGUCAGGGUCAGGGCAAGGGCGGGGUGGCUUCUCCCCCUUCUGUAUAGUGGAGGGGGAGAAGGGGCUGUCACAGCUGUUGUGGUGUGACAACAACAAACAAGCAGUGAUGGUAUCUCCAAGGCAAUGUGUUGACCUUCAGCGGUGGACCCUCUUCCUCUCUUCCACCACCUCAGAGCCAGUGACCACCCCUCCCUGUCCUGGUGCUAAUGGCACCACAGGCAAACCUGAGGAAGAAGGGGAAGGCACCACAAUUACAGUGCUGCUGGAGGCUGCAUACAGGGAUCGGGAUGAGGAAAUACAGCCGGAGUACCAUGUUAUGGUGGAGCAACUCUCUCAGCCAUAUGCCUGGAAAGCACGUGAUGUGUUUGGGGUGAUUGUGACUACAACCCCACCACAGCUGCUGGCCAUGAUUCAAGCCUUCUUUAACAAUGCUUUGCACAUUGAUGAUGACUUCCUCAUCAAGAAGAUCUUAACCAUUGAGGUAGUGGGUAAGCCUGCCAGCCUGGUAGAUCCACUAAGUAUUCCAGAUUGUGUUACUCCUGGUCCUUGGAGUGCCAGUCAGUGUGCCCUGACACAGAUGGAAGUGGCACGUAGUCUUUCCCCAUCCGGAGCACAGGGCCUGGGGAGUGGAGCAGCAAGGACACCUGGCAACUCUUUGCGUCCCCCGGCACUGUGGGGAUUGCUGCGGCACCAGUCCUCUGGAGAGAGUGCCACGUCGACUUCUACCACCCUUCACCCUCAGUCCUCCACAGACAGUGAACGCCACCAAUCCAGCCUGGAUCCACAGUCUUCUUAUGACAGUGUUAGUGACUAUCCCACCUCUGAUACUGAUGACCUAACCUGCAGUGUGACUGGGCUAUAUCCUCGAGGCUGGGCAGUGUCUGGAGCCCACGUGGUUUCUGGCCAGCCACUCUCUGUACGAGCAGCUCUCAAUCAACUCCGCUACCCUGGCCAGUCCUGCUCCAUAGUGACCAAUCCUCUUGAAGACUUGUGGCAAGAAGAGGAGAGCAGGAGGGCAGCAGAUGAUGGUUGUGUGGGCCAGCAGGGUGUAACUUGUCUCAAUGGACCUUCAGCAAUGUCUUACGAGGUCAGGAGCAAAACCUUGCCACGAACCAAGAAGGUUUGUGGUCAUCCUCACAGUUGUCUGCCUGGAAACAUGAUAUGCCAGGGUAUUCAGCCUCCUCAGCCAGGAAAGAGAGAGCAGGAUAUGGUGCGGGAGGCAGCCCAAUACUACCAGCGUGCCCUAGAUGCAGCACAUGUCCGCCAGGAGGGAUUCAAGAGAGAGCAGAGCUCAGCCAGUGAUGAGGACUUCUCCUUCAGUGGGAGUCGCGACAGAGUGGUUGUGACCCAGGAACCUAUCAGGUAUCCAGUCCGUAUCAGGAGUGAAGCUGAUCUUACCCGAGCUACCAGCAUCAUCAGAGACAACUUAGCAAAUAUUAUUCAGAAUUACUUAUUUAAGCCUGGCACCUCACCAGAAUCCCAGCCCCUUGUAUCUCACCUAGCUUUGGAUCAUCCCACCAUAAAGCUGGUUGGGACUAAUGAAAGGGAAGUUGGAUCCCGAAUUUCUACCAGUGGCAGUACAGAAUCUAAGGAAGGAAGCAGUCCACCACCUCUAGUAGUAGCUGCAGGAGGGCAGACCCCAAUGGCCCCUUUUGCUCCUGUCCAGAAAGCCCCACUCUUUAGAAGUAAAGCAAGUCCUCAGCAUCCAUUGUCUAAACCGAGGUCCUCCUCCCCAGGCUCCACUAUCCAGAUGGUUUGUCUUCCAAGUCCCCACCAGAAAGCUGAAUUAACCAGUGGAAUGUCACCAUGUGUGGUUAAAAAGGAAAAACAACCUUUCACUUCCAGCUCCAAAAUAACAGGGAAGCACCCAGCUCGUGGGGACAAGCGAUUAACCAAGAGUGAAGAGAUAGUGUUGCCUCCCUUCAUAAGGGAAAGCCACAUUGAUGUUCCUGUCACUGCAGAGGAUGAUCUUACCAGUAACUCCUCCACAGCUGAUCUUGGAAGCACUACUGAAUAUCCUCAUCCACAGCAAGCUACUACCACAUCCACAGGACACAAAGAAAAGAAGUUUGAUGCAGCUUCAAAAAAAUCAAUUGAAGCAGAUGCAAAAUAUGUUACUGCUACAUCUAAGGAGUCCCUUCAAAUAGGAUCACCUACUGAAGAAAGUCCAGACAUUAUAGCCAAAAGUCAAGAGAUUGCUUUAUCUUCAGCUGAUAGAUCUUGUGUUACCAGAAUCCUAGAGACAGUCCCACCAUCUGAUAUUCAAAAGGCAGAUAUAGUACCAUCUACAGAAAGAGCCAUGGUUCAGAAAAUGCAGAAUGGAGCUGUGGUUUCAACUCUAACAGAAUCCAUAUCCUCCCUUCAAGAUACAGUUUCACUUCCAACAACUUCAGAUGCACUCAUAAACUCAUCCCAGUCUGUAGCCUCUGCUCCUAAAAUGGACACAAUUCCAGACAUAGCUAUGAUACCACCCACUCCAGACACAGACACAGAUUCAGCUCCUGGAACAGUGAUGACAUCAGUAACUCCAGACACAGACAUUACCCCCAUGACUCCAGAUAAAGAUAUAGCCCAAGCAACUCAAGGAAUGAAUAUGACUGAAGAAACCUCAGAAACAACUAAAACCCCAGCAACACUUAGCAAUGACACAGUACUCAUAAUGUCUGAUAUAAAAACUCCAGAUUUGAUCCAGACAUAUCUAGAUGUUUCCAAAGAAGCUGUGGCCACAAACAUAGUUUCAAAAGUAUCAGAUGCAGACACUACAAUAACAUCCCCAACAACUUCAGACAUAGGCAGAAAAGAUGAGGGGCAUUCAAGAGUUGUGACUCAAGCAGGGAAGGAUGAAGCUGAUGAUGUUUACUGCCCAGAGUCUGUAGUUACCAUAGUUCAUGAUGGUUGUAUCUCCCCCAUUGUGGAGAACAAUUUGUCGUGGGAGGGUUCUUCCCUUGCCAGUGAGAGCCAGGGAGAGUCUAUUCAGCGGCCUAGAUGUCUGAAGGACACCCAUAAACUUAACACCAAAUCCAGUACUGCUAGUGAAAGCUCCUUUGAAUCCCUUCCUUACAGAAUGCUGACCUCCCAGCCAGAGAGUCUCACUGAGGAUGUGUCAAAUAGUGUUUCCAUAGAACUGACACGUCCUCCUCCAGAAACUGAGCGGCUGAGGGCAGCCCGGCUUGAGUUGAUUAGGCAAGAACGCAUUCAUGCUAUUUCUCUUAUGAGCACAGUUACUACUGACUCUGAGGAGGGCCAGGUUUGGGCUGCUUCCUUAGAAGAGCAGCCAUUUGGUAGUCCUAUGAUAGAGAAUAACAAUCAGGAAACUUGGGAGAGUCCAGUCCUUGACUCUGGAGUGGAGGUUGCUUUAAAAGAGACUUGCAUUGAUCAUUCUACCAAGCCCCAGCACUGUUCCCCUACCAGCCCUACAGAAUCUGCCCCUGAAUCUGGCUUCUCCAGCCUGCAAGAGACAGUAGUGGAAGGCUCGGCACGUGGAGCUCGGAGUGGGGUCUGUCUGAGCAAAUCUAAAGACAGUUUGGACCUGACUGAUGGAGAACGUUGUGCAGGCACUGACACUUUCUCUGAUGACAUGGAGACUCUCUCCUCAAGUGCAGGAGAAGCAACUUUGAUGGAGAGUGGUCCUGUCUCCCAACGGGCCUCCCCUAGGAACAGUGUAUCAGAUUCAGUCCACCAUGACUCAAGCUUGGCUGUGCCCACACAUGAAGUGUCCCAACAUGAAGGUAAAGUAUCCAAAGAGUUGGAGAGCAUUAGUAAAGUGCCUGUGGAAGAAAAAGCCUUUAAAUACCUAUCAGAUGAUAGCAGUGAAUACAAAAUGAAAACUAGUGAAUCUUUGUCUUCAGAAGAUACUGUGGUAUCACGGCGCUCCUUAGAUGAUCAUAUUCCUAAGCUUGAGUCUCAGGGUUCUCAAGAUCUAUUGGAGAUCCAGGAAGCCAAGAUCAGCUUAUCUCCACAUACAUAUUCAAGAGAUGAAGCUGACAAAAGGAUCAAGGAAGCAAGAAAUGGUUAUGGUGUUCUAGAAGACAAGUGGGAACCUCAUUAUACCUGGCCCCCUGGAGUCAGCUUUAUGAGUGAAGCACUCCACACAUCUAUUGCAGACAAGUUACGACUUCUGAGUGAGUCUGAGGCAGAAGCCAAGAUAAGAUCCCAAUCGCGUGGCCAAAGGAGCAAGAGGGCCAUGAGUGCUGCUGCUGCAGGAAGCAUUUUGGGACGUAGGACUGAUGUCCAGAGUUCCUCAUCUCAGGGAUCACACCAACACAUUACUAAGAGAAGUUCCAUUAGUGAAUGCAAGCAAGUAAAACCACAUAGCAAUAAAAAGAAUGAGGAACUGAGUCUCACAGUAACCUGCAGUAAUAUUGCAGGGCAGUCUACCACUGCAAGGACCUACAGCAAUGCUCCUAUUUUUAAGCAGUGUACUGAUGCAAAGACUCUGAGUAGUGAUUCUGUCCCAGAUCAAUUUACCACUAUGAAGACCCACAUUCAUGCUCCUGUUCCUGAUCAGUCUGUUAUUGUGAAGACUCACAAAAGUGGUUCUGCCUCUAGCCAGUCUGACACUGUACAGACCCACAACAAUAUCCUUACUACUGACCAGUCUACCACUAUAAAAAACUGCAGGAAUAGCCCUGACUCUGUUCCUAGCCAGCAUACUACUAUCAAGACCCCUAGUAGUUCCUCUUCCUUGGAUCAAUCAGUAGGAAAAACUCUUGGUUUCCCUGAUCUUCCCCAGUCUACUGAGACUGUCUCUGUUUCUGGCCACUCAACCUCUUUGAAAAUGCAUAGCAUUUCCUCUGUUGUUUUAGAACAAUCUACCUCUGUAAAAACAUGCAGCAUCCCCUCUGUCCCUGCCCAGUCUACUUCAAAGACCCUUAGGACUGACAGUGUCCAGCCCAUCAUUACUAAGGCCCAUGACAGUGCCUGUGUGUCUAGUCCGUUCAUUACAAUAGACACCGGUAGCAGUGUCCCAGCCCUUCACUCAUCUACUGUUGCAAGUACUCAUAGCAUUGCUGCAGUCCCUGAUCAGUCAGUGAUUAAAAAAGCAGACUUCAGUGUCUUGGGUCAUGGUCAGCCCACUGUCACAAAAUCCCAUACCAGUGGGACUUCCUUUUCCAUCCCAACUGUUUCUAAGACAGACAGCAGUGGCCCUGCCCCUGAUCAGCCUUCCAUUGCCAAUAGCAAAGGUAGUCAUACAUCCACUAUCAUCAGUACCACUGAUGCCUGCAGUAGCACUACAACCACCUCAAGCAAACCCAGCAGGCAUUCUAGUAAGAGUGGAGUAUCAGAUUUAGAAGAUGAAGUGUUUCUUCCACCUCCAGAGAACUACAUCUUAAAUGGGCAUCCAAUCAUCUACUGCCCAAGAGUGGAAAUGGCUGACCAGGUUAGGCCGUUAUCCCCCAAAACAGCUGUGUCCUUGUAUAGUGGCCCUGAGGUGGAUCAGGAGGGUAUCCAUCACAGUCACCUUCCAGCACAACAUUACACACCACCUUUAACACCUCAAUCUUCAGCCAGUAAUUCAAUAGUAUCAUCAGGGAUUAUACCAAUUUCAUCAUCAUCAUCAUCAUCAUCAUCAUCAUCAUCAUCAGUUACAACAGGGCUUUCAUCAUUUUCAUCACCACCAGAUGGAGUAACAAUAACACCUGGAGUACAGCUAGCUGAUACCACAGUAGCAGCAGCAGCAAGAGUGUCUGUAGUGUCACCAGAAAGCCACUGGAGUUCUACACCUCUUAAACAACAAGAAAGACUUCAACAGAAACAUGUAGAUUUUGUUGAUGGCAUGGUGAAAGAUUUGUGUCAAGCAAAUAAUUUACCUCCCACUCCCCAGAGUGGAAGUCCUGCUUCUCAUCACCUUCAACAAACAACUGCCACUACUACCAUCACUACUUCAUACUCUGUUUCAUCCACUACUACUUCCAUCACAAAAAUAGCUAAAAGUACAGAUUUGAAGAAAGGAAGGCCUGAGAAGCACUCCAGAACAUCUUACAGUAGCAGAGGGGAGAAGAACAAGGAGCUUCUUAGUGGUGAAACUAGUCCCAAGGAUGCCGGAUUCUUGGUGGAUGGUGGAGAUGGGAAGCCACGUCUGCAACGUAUGGCCCACUUGGAGCGAACGGAUACAAGUGGCUCCCCCACCAGCAGCAGGACCCCAGCUCCACCUACAAAUCCUCUUGCCCAAGGCAACAAAUGUGAGAACUCUAGCAAAGCUAGAGCUCCUCCUCUCCAGCAUCCAGUUAAGAGAAAUGGGAACUCUGAGUUAAUUUCUAGAAAUAUAAAUGACACUUUAGGGAGACUCUCCAGUGCUGAAAAUGUUGCCCAAGAUCCAAGGGAGGGAGAGAAGACAGGAUGGAAUCGAGCAAGGGAGACCAGACGGGGGGGUAGUGAAGAGGGCCCAGUACGAUCUCAUGUUCUUAACUUAAGAAAGUAUGGUAGUGAGGAACUCUCCAGGGCAACUCUGGAUAGCUAUAGUUCCUCAAACUCCAAGAGCUAUCUUGAACCUGAUCUAAGUUCAUUGGGUUCUUUCCAAAGUGCAGGUGGAUCAUUAGAGUUGCUGGAGGGGUCCAUGAAGCAUUGCACCUCCAAUGCGACAGCUCAGUCCCAGGACCUGGCAAGGUGUGAACAAGUCAGCCUGAAGUCUCAAGGCUCUCUUGAUAAAUUUCCUCAUUUUGAUCAAGUUAGUGCCAGCCAGCGUCAGGUUACUCCCCGCAGGAAAGGAGUUUCAGUGGAUGACUCUGGAGCUGGUAAGAGUGAGCACAUGCACCGAAGUUUAACCCUUCCUGGCUCUCUUGCCAGUCCCAGAAAGGAGGAUAAGAAGAAAGAAAAGGAAGAAAAGGGAAAGAGAAAAAAGAAAGAGAAAGAAGGAGCAACUGGUGGGGAGAAAAAGUCAGCUAUGAUGUCCCUCAAAGGUCUGUUACGGAGAAACAAACCUAGAGAGAAGGAGAAAGAAGGAACUCAGGAGAGGCUGUCCUCGCCCUCUCUCUUCCGCAGAUUGGAGAGGAGGAGCAAGAGUGGCAGUCCUUCCCCAUUGUCUGACUCUAGCAUUCAUCAACCCCGCCCAGGUAACUCUCCCUCCAGUAGCCCAGUAGACCCCACUUCUCGUAGUCCAGUAGUAGCCAAUGGCAAGACUCGGCCUGUAAUUAGCAGCCCUGUGGCUGUGCAGCAGCCAACACCUAUCACUACAGCUCCUGUCAUCUCUGCUAACACUGGUGCUCCAAAUAGAAGUGUUGCUAUCUCCUACUCUGAUAGCGAGAGUGCCCCAAGCAGUACUCCAGCCUCUCCCCAACGUAGAGUUUCCUUAGCUCGAGGUGUUGGCUUAGCAAGUCAGCCUUCACCUAGACUUUACAAGCACGUGUUAACACGUAACCUCUCCAGCAGCCAAGAGUCUUUAGACAGCUCCAUCCUUUCAUCAGUACAGUCAUCCCCACAGUCCUCUCCUCAUGGCUCUCCUCAGCGCUGUGCUAUCCCGCCUUCAGCCUCCUCACUCAGCUUGCCUGCUGCUCGAGAAUUAAGUCCUCCAGCUCCUGUAAUGGGCACACGGGCUCUUAGGGGUUCCUCCAACAGUUUUUCAGUUACCAUUGGAUUUCGGCCACAGAUAGAGCGACGGCGAGGUCAACGCACAGUGAGCGAGGGGGCUGACCUUAAUCGUGUCAGCCUUUCUCCUGGACCUCGUCGUGGGGAAGGAUCCCGUGUCCUCACCCAACUUGGCAAGCGCUCUUCCUCUAUGGAAAUCCUUGUUUGUGGUAAGAUUCGGGAGCACUGCCCUGAGGUUGGUAGUUCCCCUGCUGGCCCACGUAUUCCUUUCUCACGAGAGGGUAGCUUCCGCUUGCACCGGGAGAUCUCGGUUGAGACUCUCUUUGAAGUACCUGAGGGAAAUGUGGUAGGAGGUUCCCAGGAAGAUUACCGCCGUUAUCUGGACCACGUCCAUGCAGCACGACAUGGGUCCUGCAGUAGCUUGGCAGAGGAACCCAGCUCUGCUCCUGAACCUCUCUCACGUCACCAUAUGCGGAAAUACAGUGUACCACAGGCAAUGCAUCUUUCAGGGAUGAGGGAGGCAGCUAUGUCCAACCCCAACUUGCAGCGGUCCAGCUCUCCUUUGGUGCGUGGCAUGAGUCACAGUUCCACCUUCUCCUCCAGCCCUCUGAGACGACCUUCCUCAGCCACCCCAGCCUACUCUCCAGCCAAGCGGGGGCUGUGCUCCUCCACAGGAGGCUCCCAAGUAGGUGAGGUGGGAGGAAUGCCUCUCAUGCGGGUUGAGGAAGAAGGUCCCCAAAGGAAGAACCUUGACUCUGCCACAGAUAAGCCACCCAAUAUUUUGGUGUAUGCUGCCAACAAUGCUGAGUACUAUGAGAAAGUGAAGCAGACCCUGGGCAGGUGUCUCAAUCCUGAUAGGUACACCAUCUAUCACCUGACUGAUGAGCUGGCUUUCAAGUCCCCCUGGAGUGGCAGCACUACUCUCUUGGUUGUGUGUGGUGAUGUUCCUGCUCACAUUUCUACUGUCUUCAUCAGAUACCUGCUUAAGGGUGGAAGGGUGCUGUCGGUAUGUUCUGACUUCCUCAACAUGGCUGUUCCUCUCUUUGCUUUCGAGCUGCCCUGGACCUCUAGCCUUGUAGCCUCAGGGACAGUGGAAGUGCAAGAACAAGCUGUUGUGUCAGUGAGCUACCAGCGAUGGAACAGUGUGCACCUCCUUCAUCACCAGCACUGCUUCCAUUCCUCACCCAGGAACAAACGCUUCUCUCGUAACACUGAGAUGCCAUCCAAGGAUCCAACAAAUAGAUCUGCAGUGAGUGUAGAGCCAACCCAUGUGGAGAUCAUUGAUGAAUAUGGGGGACGCCACCGUCUGGAUCUAAGGGUGCUGGCCACAGAUGACACUUGGGGAGCUCCAACGUUGCUCUCAGCCAAGGUUCAUGAUGGCCAAGGCACUGCUGUGUUCUCCCAGGUACACUUGGAGCAUGACCCACAGGCCAGUCUGCCAGCCACCUCAGAGGCCACAAAUCAGCUGGCAGGAAGCAAUAUGGCUCGCCUUGAGAUUCUACAGGAACUGCUGGCUACUGAGCUCAGUCUUGAUAUUUCAUCCCAUCCUUCCAUAGCAUACACACCUGCAUACUUCCUGGGACGCCAUGAGCUGAAGGAGGAGCUUUUGAAUCACCUGCAGCCACAUAUGGUUGGGGAGAGGCUGCAACGAUCCCAUACCAGUAUUGAAUUUGUGAAGCCAGGAAAUGUCCCAAAACAGCCAGCCCACAACCUCCUGCCCAUCCUGACUAGUGCUUGUCCACUUACUUUUUCAACUGUUAAAUACUUUGAGACUCUGGCCACUACUUCCUUGGGACGACUAGUGAUAUACUGUGAGGUGAUGUCCUCCAGCAUGAGAGUAGUUGCUGGCAACCCCCCACUGGUACAUGGCCUUGUGGUUAUCCCAACUCAGCAAACUCAUGGCCAAGGUCGUGGUGGCAAUGUCUGGCUGUCUCCUUUGGGGUGUGCCAUGUUCUCUAUCCAGUUUCAUUUUCACCUCUCAUCUCCUCUGGGCCAGCAUCUGUCCUUCCUGCAGCACCUUGUGGCUAUGUCUGUAGUGCAGGCAGUGGUCACACUCCCAGGCUACAAUGAUAUACCACUGCACCUCAAAUGGCCCAAUGAUAUUUACCUUGGGUCUAACCUGAAGAUUGGAGGAGUGGUAGUGGAAGCUACAACUGCAGGCCCUCAAGUUAUAGCCAAUGUUGGUUGUGGAGUGAACCUGAGUAACAGCAACCCUACUGGAUGCAUCAAUGAUGCAAUAAGACAGUACAAUCAGGAGCACAACACUGAACUGGCUGAGUUUGAACGUGAGGUGUUUCUGGCAAGAGUAUUCAAUGCAUUGGAAGAACUCAUCCACACCUUCCAAACUCAAGGUCCAGGUGCUGUGCAGCACAUCUACUACAAGUACUGGCUCCACAGCAAUGCAGUGGUGACAGUACAGAGUGAACACAGACACACACAAUCAGCAGAAGUGGUGGGGGUGGACUCCUAUGGAUUUCUACAAGCCCGCCUUCCCUCUGGGGAAACCAUUACUCUCCAGCCUGAUGGAAACUCCUUUGAUAUGAUGGAAGGACUUGUUUACUCUAAAGUGAAGUGAAUAUUUGUUGCCUCAAGACUUGGAAUUUGAUCAGUCAGUCUCAUUAGACCAGCCAUUUCCAUUCAUGCUGAAAGCCAUGUGCAAAUGCUUCUCAUGGAUGAAUCCAUCCAUAUAGAUCACAACUGGCUGAAAGCAAGAGUGCAGCUACAAGUUGUUAUAUUACAUAAUUACAUGCAGUGAUCUCUAAACAAACGGGUGUGAUGAAGGGAUGCAUGAGUUUUAGUUGAAGUAAGGCAUGAUGCUGCAUGACAAUGGUGAUGGUAUACUGUAUAGGGCUGUAAGUCAUAAUCAAAAAGAGAUAAGGGAUUGUGAUGUCAUUGUUGCCAGCUUAAAGAGUAAGACCUGGGACUCUAAAAAAAAAUAUUUCUAUUUAUUUUUGCUCUUAGGAACAAGGCCUGGUACUUCUUUUGUUGGAAUUCUUAGAAUCUCUCAUAAUCCUUCUGACCAGUCCUUCAUUCUGGUGGACUCUAAUUGUUGGAUCAGUCUGAUAGGGUCAUCUGUUGCAGAGCUUCUUCCAUGUUGCCAGAUAUUGAAACCUUGGGUUUGGGAAAAUAUGUCUACUGUUUGUUAGUGCCUUCAGUUUGUUGUGGCAGUCUUUGUUUAGUAUUUGAGCACUACCACCACAAGUUACUCUGGGGGUUUCUUAACUUUGUUGUGUACAAGAGAGGACAGUGUUAUCUAUGUCUCAUGAACAAAACAUGUUUUUUAUUACAUUUUUUAGAAACUGAGUCAUUACUUGAAAUAUUACAUUUGAUGUUGUGUGUUGUGCUUUUGAAAUCUUGAAAUGGGAUCAGAUCUACCAUGCUUUACAUCUUGUCUAGUCUUUGCUCCAUUUCUUUAAAACUGGCCUAUAUUCCCAUAUUCCACCAGACACACAGUGGGGUUGUUACAUGUGGAAAUGAGGUAAUAUUGUGAAAUGAAUAAAUAUUAAUGCCCUUUCCCUAAGAUAUUAAUAGAUAAUAUACUUGAAAGCAGAUGAUGUAUCAUAAUACACUUGUUGGAUUAUUGUAAUACCUGCUUUUCAUGAAAUAGUGACUCCGGUGCAACUUGUCCAUAAGGCAUUAGUGUAUGCUGCUGCUUUGUUUGGCCAAAGGUUUGGUCUUUGAUACUUGGCAGUGUACUCCAUAUAUAUAUAUAUAUAUAUAUAUAUAUAUAUAUAUAUAUAUAUAUAUAUAUAUAUAUAUAUAUAUAUAUAUAUAUAUAUAUAUAUAUAUAUAUAUAUAUAUAUAUAUAUAUAUAUAUAUAGGUAAAUACUACCUGUAGUUUAGUCACUGAAGCCAAAAUGAUUCAGUUACAUCAUGCUUUGAACACCACUAACAACCUUGUGACCCUGCAGUCUGUGUAACUGUAGCAUGGAGCCAUGCAAUGGCCUGUGUAACUUAGUGCACGGAAGGUGCUAGUUGGCGAGUAGCUGAAAGCAUAUGGUUAUCUAGUAAAUUUCUAAACAUGUUUAAAACAGCAAUAAAUUUCCUUUACCUAGAAAUUUUGUUUUAGGAGUAAAUUAAGAUUGGUUUGUAGCUUGUAUUAUGCAACUUAGUAAAAGAAAAUGACCAAGUUAAGCCAGUUUGUAGCUACCUACGGAGGUUAGUUGCGUACUUAAUGGCACUGCAAUACUCUGCUUUAUGAUGAUAUUAGUGUAUCUUCCAGCCAAUCUUAAAUGCAGAUAUAACAUCCAGUUCAGUUACAAAUGAUGAAGACACCAGUUUUCUUUGGACCAGUUCAUAACUGUUUUAUGAUGCAACCAUCUUUAAUAAUUAUGGUCAGUAAUGAAUGCAAGAUAAGCUAAUGUGGACCAAUAGUGUGCAAUUCAUGAGAUCCGGUAUUGGUUGAGAAAUGUGCUUGAUGACGUUUUAGGGAUUUUGUGGUCCAUUCUUGGAGACUUUUAGGUGUUAGUAAGUCAUGGCCAUGUGUAUCACAUAAAGCUUAACAAGUACUUGAGAAAUGCAAGUCUAUAAAGCAUUCCUCCUCUGCGUGUUUAAUAGUGGGAUUUUGCUGUGGCUUCUACAUUUUUUUCUCUUGGGGACCUUAGUAGUAAUCCUCUGUAAAGCUUUGCUGGUAAGUGAAGCACAGUUCUUAUUCCUUGUAGAAUAUAGUGGAUAUAUUUUCUCCCACAAAGAUGGUAAAAUUAACAUUUUUUGCAUAAUAAAUGGGAAUUUACUUCCCUGGACUGUACCUAGACCCAGAGUGUACUUUAGAGUGUGAUGUAUUACACAGUAAUGAAGUAUUAGUAUUGCCUCCACAUUUUGGUAUCUAUUGAUGUUAUAUUUCUCAGACAUCAUUGUUGAAUUGUUUCAUAAAUGAAUAUAUUUUCAUAUGUACAUUAUGUCAAAUUUCACUGCAUCAUAAGAAAUUUUAGGAGCAGAUAUAAGGUCUCAGAAACUUUAUGUUCCAUUUUCCAUGUUUCACAUUUUUCAGUAGUCCCAAAAUUAAGCAUAGCUGUUUUGCUUCUCAUAAAAGAAAAAAAGAAAAAAAAAAAAAAGACAUGCAAGUUACAGCCUUACUCUGUGUGACUCCUACACUCUCCCACUGCUACUUAGCAUUUUAGUGGUUGAAAUAAGCCAAAUAAACUCAGCCUGCCCUACAUCCUAAUGGCAGAAUGAUCCCACAAGACUACCAAAUGUGCUGGCAAAUCAAGCACACUGCAGGACCACCCUCACCACUUUUUGAAGGCUGUUAUGUCACUUGUUCCACUCUGUCCUAUUAAUGUUGUCCUGCCCUAAGUGUGGUCCUCCAUGCUGGGCUUUACGGGGGAGGUGUGUGUAGGUGAUGGGCCAUUGGUGCAGAAAGCUUAACCUGUGUUCCUCAUCACAUGCUUUACUUCAUAUACAGAUUUAGCCUAUAAAGAGAUCUAUUUAUAUAUAUCACAUAUUUUUUUAUGCCAAUUUGAAAGUAAUUGGUUGAUGAAUAUGAAUGCUUUAUUUUUGGAUAUUGGUGUUAAGAUGGUGUGAUGAAGAGAAAUGACAGCUUUAAAUCCCCUUAAUGAAUAGUUAUGCACUGAAGCCACACUCAGUUGAGUCAGGUCCUGCACCAGUGGUCCACCAUAGGAAUGUAAAUAUUGUUGACUAAUAUUAAGGUGUCAGCAGUGGCAAUAACAGCACUGGUCAUGACCUCUUAGGUCAUGUGUGAGAGGUCCUGUGUGAUGCAAAACUGUGAAGACAUUCCUCAUAAUAAAUAUUCCAGAAUAUCA